Messenger RNA from Stomoxys calcitrans (stable fly), 970 nucleotides. RefSeq names its product keratin, type I cytoskeletal 9-like. The record is from RefSeq and is a predicted model, not a curated record. NCBI's taxonomy places the organism in Eukaryota, Metazoa, Arthropoda, Insecta, Diptera, Muscidae. The transcript has 2 exons. Bases 80 to 916 code for a protein of 278 amino acids.
CAGAAGCCAGAGUUCAACUCAGUAUUAACCAAGAAAGAACUAAACUCGGAAUUUAACAAAAACGGAAGAAACCAUCAAAAUGCGUGCCUUCAUUGUUAUGUGCUUCGUAGCUGUGGCUUGUGCCGAUAAAUUGGGAUAUAACUAUCAACCUGUGGGUCACUCUAACAGUGGAUUAUCCUUCACUCCCGGUGCCGUUGGCGGUGGUCAUGGAGGCUUCGGCUCUGUAGGAGGAGGCCAUGGUGGAUUUGGCUCUGUUGGUGGAGGUCAUGGAGGUUUUGGCGGCUCCGUUGGUGGUGGCAAUGGAGGUUUCGGCGGCAAUGGAGGUUUUGGCGGCUCUGUUGGAGGUGGCAAUGGAGGUUUCGGCGGCUCUGUUGGUGGCGGCAACUCUGGCGGUUUCGAUAGUGGCUCUUACACUGCCCCCGCUGAAUUGGAAAAAGAAUUCUACACCUUCACCGCCCCCGAAGCUGAUUUCGAUGAUGCCCAAAAUGCCGAACGUAUUGCCAGCAGCGUGAAACAAGGUCUUCGUGUGGUCUUCAUCAAGGGCCCCGAAAACAAUGGCUUGGAAAAUGCUGCCCUCGCUUUGGCCAAACAAGCCUCCCAACAAAAGACCGCCAUCUAUGUGCUCAACAAGCAAGCCGAUAUCGGUGAUUUGGCCAACAAACUCAACACCAUCAACAACAAUAGCAACAACAAACCCGAAGUUCAUUUCGUCAAAUACCGUACCGCCGAAGAUGCUGCCAAUGCUCAACGUGCCAUCCAAGGCCAAUACGAUUCAUUGGGCGGUAACUCUCAGAGUAUCAAUGGUGGUGUUGCUCCUGUUCUUAACUUUGCCUCGCAAGCCCCCAUCCGCACCGGUAAUGUGCAAUCACCAAAGAACGCCUACUUGCCCUCCUCCGUGUUCCGUCUACGCUUGUAAACAAUAGUCCUAGAUUAGUUAAAUGUGAUGUGAUGUCAUGUGACGUGAUGUGAG